Cynara cardunculus var. scolymus (artichoke) is the source of this 2483-nucleotide messenger RNA. Its product is annotated as probable protein S-acyltransferase 22. Gene Ontology annotation, biological process: protein targeting to membrane; peptidyl-L-cysteine S-palmitoylation. Gene Ontology annotation, cellular component: Golgi apparatus; endoplasmic reticulum. NCBI's taxonomy places the organism in Eukaryota, Viridiplantae, Streptophyta, Magnoliopsida, Asterales, Asteraceae. Gene Ontology annotation, molecular function: protein-cysteine S-palmitoyltransferase activity. The transcript is spliced from 9 exons. The record is from RefSeq and is a predicted model, not a curated record. The coding region runs from base 409 to 2280 and encodes 623 amino acids.
GUUGUAAUUUCACAAAGUUGAAAAGAAAAACACUGUCCCUUAUUACCCCCCUCUCUCUCCUAGAAUCAAGAAAACACCCGUAUUUCUCUCACUAUGAUUGAGUGAAUCAGACAGAUUUGUUGCAAAGUUCAUCUUACCAAGAACACCAACAUCCCAUAAACGCCUACUAUCGCCUAUUUGUUGGAGAAUUCCUAAGACUUCUGUUCAUUUUCAUUCACUAAAUUAUGGUGGUUGUGAUGAUGAUCUUGGAGAUCCCCUCAUCUUGGUUCUCUGAUGAACCAUUGAUGAAAUGAGGGAAAGAAUUUAAGCCAAGAGAGAAGAUAGAAAAAGAACCCAAAAGUUGAGGUCUUUUUGCCAAUUUUCUCACAUACCCAGAUAGAAUUUCUUGCUGAUCUCAACAUUGCAAAGAUGAGGAAACAUGGAUGGCAACUUCCCUACCAUCCUCUUCAGGUGGUAGCUGUUUCUGUAUUUUUGGCAUUGGGUUUUGGUUUCUAUGUGUUCUUUGCUCCAUUUGUGGGGAAAAAGAUGUAUCAGUAUAUUGUGAUGGGGAUCUACACUCCUCUUAUUAUAUCUGCAUUCGGCCUGUAUAUAUGGUGCGCUGGUGCGGAUCCAGCAGAUCCAGGAGUUUUCAAGUCUAAAAAAUAUCUUAAAACACCAAACAACAAAACGGGUGGUAGAGUUAAAGAAUCCAAACUUGGUGGGGAAUCGACGUCAUCAAUACAAGAUGCAAAUGCUGCAAGUGUUGGAGAGAAAUCUCCAAUCAAGAACACAAAGAAUCAAGAUUCAAAAACAGAAGAUAAUGUGUCUGAAACCGAAAAGGACACGCCAAAUUCGUCUUGUUCUAUGGCCGUCUUGGCUUUGGUUCCUUGUGCUUUGAUAUGCCAUUGCUCGAGUCCAGACGAUGAAUCUUCUGAACUUCAAACAAGCGAAGAUGGCAUGUUCUACUGUAGUUUGUGUGAAGUUGAGGUUUUCAAAUACAGCAAGCAUUGUAGAGUUUGUGACAAAUGCGUUGAUCGAUUUGAUCAUCAUUGCAGGUGGCUGAAUAACUGUGUAGGAAAGAAAAACUACCGAAAGUUCUUUACUCUUAUGGUCUCUGCUCUUCUCCUGCUUAUACUUCAGUGGUCAACCGGGAUUGUGGUCUUGAUCUGCUGUUUUCUUGAUCAUAAGAGAUUCAGCUUAGAUAUAGCUACCAAGCUCGGAAGCAGUUUCUCGUUGGUGCCUUAUGUUAUAGUCGUGGCGGUGUGCACGAUUUUGGCUAUGAUCGCAACGCUACCACUUGUUCAGCUUUUCUUCUUUCACAUUCUUCUAAUAAAGAAGGGAAUCAGCACAUAUGAUUACAUCAUAGCAUUAAGGGAGCAAGAACAGCAAGGACUCGGUGGGCAGCAAAGUCCUCAAAUGUCACCGGCAAGCUCUAUCACGGGAUUAAGCAGUGCGAGCUCCUUCAAUACUUUCCGUCAAGGAGCUUGGUGUACGCCUCCACGUUUGUUCGUUGAAGAUCAGUAUGAUGUAGUUCCACCAGACACUGGUUCUGUUAGCUCACUGGGGAAGAAAACAGUAGAUGAGCCCAUGAAGAAAAAGAACCCCACAGCCGUUAAAAUCAGCCCGUGGACUUUGGCCCGUUUGAACGCAGAGGAGGUUUCGAAAGCUGCAGCAGAAGCCCGAAAGAAGUCCAAAAUCCUACAGCCUGUGUCGAGAAAAGAUGCCCCACAGAUGGGGCCGUAUGGGCUCGAAAGAGACAGCAGCCUUGGAAGCAGUGAACGACGGUUGUUCUCACGGAUCGACAAUAACAAUAACCGAAGGCGUGGAAGUAAGCGGGUCCGUCUUCCAGAACACGGGUUACCCUUGGAACAACCACCAUCAAACCACAAUAUGGGAAACGAUAGCGUGACAGGUGGGGAUCUUUCGAGUUUGGUGCCUCUGCAGCUCGAAGCUCGUAGCGUUUUUCGACCCAUGUCCGGUUCUACCGGUAUCAUCGGCUCCUCACCUGACAGUAGCCUAGACUCAUCCGAUAUUCACCCGGUUAGGAUCUCGUCAGGAGCGGAAGAGGCUAGGAAGCUCCCGUUUUCUGGUGCUCAGGGAGUCAUGCCACUGUCUAGAUCGACAAGUGAUGGUUAUGAUGCAUCCGGUGGGGAAGAUAGUGAUCGAGUCCCGUCUCGGCUGGUGCAACGGUCCGGAAACUGGAGUGCACGGCUGUUUGGCGCUGAACAUGAUGAGCGGAUUGCAAGAUUCAAGAUGGCAUCAUCUUCAUCAUCCAGCUAUCAAAACGAAAGAAAGCUGUGAAUGCAAUUUUUUUGAUUUGUUAGGUCAGGAGGACUUUCCGGAUUCUUGAACUCAGGGUUUUGUGAACCGGUAACGGGAAAUCGGAAGUUAUCGGUUUGCCGGAGUUCUAGAAAUGACUCUCAACUGAGAAAACAUUUGUUUAUGUAAACAAGAUUCAAGUCAUUGGCCAUGUUUGUGAAUAUAUUGCUCAAAUGGCAACCUUU